Cavia porcellus (domestic guinea pig) is the source of this 1953-nucleotide messenger RNA. It is a transcript of the gene Nbl1, whose product is annotated as NBL1, DAN family BMP antagonist. Gene Ontology annotation, molecular function: BMP binding; receptor ligand activity. The transcript is spliced from 4 exons. The record is from RefSeq and is a predicted model, not a curated record. NCBI's taxonomy places the organism in Eukaryota, Metazoa, Chordata, Mammalia, Rodentia, Caviidae. Gene Ontology annotation, biological process: animal organ morphogenesis. Bases 159 to 716 code for a protein of 185 amino acids.
CCGAGCCUCGCGGGGCCGCCGCCAGCCCUGCCGGCCGCCUCGCCCAGCCCGCCGGGGGCGCUGCGACCCCGCGGCCCGCGCCCAGCUCCGGGGACCCGGCGGGGCUCCGCGAUCCCCGCCGCCGCCGCGCCCGUUCCAGGGCUCUGGAGGCCACAGGCAUGAUGCUCCGGGUCCUGGUGGGCGUUGUCCUCCCUGCCAUGCUGCUGGCCGCCCCCCCGCCCAUCAACAAGCUGGCACUGUUCCCGGACAAGAGCGCCUGGUGCGAAGCCAAGAACAUCACCCAGAUUGUGGGCCACAGCGGCUGCGAGGCCAAGUCCAUCCAGAACAGGGCCUGCCUAGGACAGUGUUUCAGCUACAGCGUGCCCAACACCUUCCCGCAGUCCACAGAGUCCCUGGUGCACUGUGACUCCUGCAUGCCAGCCCAGACCAUGUGGGAGAUCGUGACCUUGGAGUGCCCCGGCCAUGAGGUGAUGCCCAGGGUGGACAAGCUAGUGGAGAAGAUCCUGCACUGCAGCUGCCAGGCCUGCGGCAAGGAGCCCAGCCACGAGGGGCUGAAUGUCUACGUGCAGGGCGAAGAUGGACCAGGCUCUCAGCCGGGCACCCAUCCCCACCCCCACCCCCACCCCCACCCUCACCCCCACCCCGGUGGUCAGAACCCUGAGCCCCAGGAGACUCCUGGGGCCCCCCACGUUGAAGAAGAGGGGGCUGAGGACUGAGGCCCCCACUCUUCCUCCCCUCUCGCCCCCUGUGGAAUGUUGGGUCUCACCCUCUGGGGAAGCGUGAGGGGAGAGGCGGAAGCUCCCCGGGCACUGGAUGAACUUGGAUUCAGACUUGGACUUGGAAUGCUGUCUGGUUGCCAUGGAGAUCUCAAGGGGAGGAGUUGGAGCCAAGCUUCACAAUCUAAUAUAUUGAAGAGUGGGGGGAGUAGAAGGCUCUUUUUGGAAGGGGGACGGGCUUUCCUUUCUGCCUUGUAGAAAUGUGUCCUUGGGAGGGGGAGGAGGGCGGCUAAGCUGCCGAGUCGUGGGUGAGGCUUCCAAGAUGGCAGGUGCAGGCCAAGGCCUGCUGGCCCUUGGUGGGGCAGGACCCCCAGGGGUGGAGCUAGAUGGUGCUGCCACGGGCCCUGGGCCAAGGGUGGCACCAUGCCAGCGUCCACCUGGCAGGAGGACUGAGCUAGGAAGACCAUUGGCAGAAGCAAGAAACUCCAGCCCCCACGUUUCCCUGAAGGCCUUUCCUGGACACUCCACCUCCAGGGAAGCAUCUGCCCUGGGCACGAAGUGCCCCUCACCCAACAGAAUGGUUUAGGAGUCAGGCUGGGCCGGACCCUGCUGACUCAGGGCACCAGGGCUAGGGCCAUGCCCUCUGGGCCUUGCUCUGGCUUCCUUGGCUUGCUUGGUGUUGGGGACAGUGGCGGAGCCUCCCUGGGGCCUGGGUUGCGGGUGAGUCUCCCAGUCAUCCCGAGAGGGUCCCUCUGUGGUAGACACUGCAGUGUCUCCUGUGCCCCUGCCCCAGCUCCUCAGAGAGCUCCAGGGGCAGGGGGAGGUCUUUCUGGGGGCCGAUAGGAUGGGGUGGUCUCUCUCACCAGAGGGUCCAAGCAGGACCAGAGUGGAUGUUGGCUGAGCCUCUGGGAGCUCCAGGACAGGGUGACCCCUGUGGGUGACCUGUGAUCUCGGCUCUUUAGCUCCCUAAUCCUGCCCCCCACCAGCUGCACUUUAAACCUAGAGGGAUGUGGGACUGGGCCAGGGUGGGUGGGCAGAGGGUAAAGCUCCCCCUGCCCCCUGAACUGCCCAUGCUGCUCUCUCAUGUGUGCCCAGGGCGAUGGCAGCCCCCCACUCCUGCCUGGGGGUACCUGGCCCCUUGGCUGUUCCCACAGACGAGAGCUUCUGUAGAGCUUGUAAUCAGUAGACUCCCCCUGAAGGACCCUGAGUCUUCUCAUGAAUAAAUGCCUUCAAUGCC